Molecule: messenger RNA, 1040 nt
Organism: Harpia harpyja (harpy eagle)
Lineage: Eukaryota; Metazoa; Chordata; Aves; Accipitriformes; Accipitridae
Exons: 2
Coding region: 65-703 (212 amino acids)
Source: RefSeq, a predicted model, not a curated record
UCUGUGAACUGCAUCCAUACGGUACCAAAACCCAAAACGCUGAUUAUAAGGAAGGACUCGAAGGAUGAUUUCCACCACUGCCGCCCCCAGCACCGCCAGUGGCCUGAUUCUGCCGCCCUUCUCGCACAGGGAAGGGGAAGCAGAAGGGCGCUGCUUCUCCAGCUGGGAUGGAGAGGGGAGCAGGAGAAGGGAUUGUUCCUCCACCGUCUUGACUGGGGAAGUUGCUAAGGGGCAAGAGACAGAAGUUUCCAUGUCCUGGAAAAAGAGAAAUAAAUCUGGGACCCAUCGGCCUCAAAGCAUCAGGACGAGGCUCCCGUGGGGCUUCGGAGCCACACACGGAGACGGCUCAGAGACCGGGAGGGAGCGGGGGCUCCUCCGCAGUACGGUGAGGCACGGCUCCGCUGUGAUGAACGCAGCCGAGAUCCCGUACUGGGGCUGUUGGGCACAGACAGAUCCUGGUGCUUCCCUUGGGUGCUUUGCUGGUGAUCCUGCACCGGGUCCCGCGGCACGCCGGGGACGGGCUGUCAAACACAAGCAGGACGCGCACGUGUGCUGCCGGAGCCCAGGCGAGGAGAGCCACGUGAGCCAGCGCCCCGAGAAGCCUCCGCAAGAAAUCCACACUCUCAACCUCUGCAGCUUAAAAACAGGAAAGCAACCUCUUGAGCAUAUUUAUUGCUUUAAUUUAAAUAAACAGGUACUUUAAACUUAGGAAAACUUUGCUCUGCAACUCUUGCAAAACCUGAACCCAAGCGAUAGGUACGCAGCUCGAGCACGAGCCAUAAUAAAAUGCUAAUUGCUAUUCAUAAAUUAUAUCGGGAUGCCUGGGACUAUUGAAGAUCCUGGAUGAAGUGUAGUGUUCAAUUUAUCCUGUGCAUGUUGCCGACAGUGCUGCCAGCCUCCUUCUUGUCCCCCUGUGUUGUUUUGUCAUCUCUGUACUAUCACCAAUUCAUCACAAAGGCAACUGAACUCUCCGAUGUCCACCCACCGGGUGACUUUGUCUUCGCUACUCUAUGACUUCUAAAUUAAAUUGUCAAAACACA